Rhea pennata is the source of this 3643-nucleotide messenger RNA. It is a transcript of the gene SMOC2, whose product is annotated as SPARC related modular calcium binding 2. Gene Ontology annotation, cellular component: basement membrane. Gene Ontology annotation, molecular function: protein binding; calcium ion binding; heparin binding. Bases 631 to 2007 code for a protein of 458 amino acids. Gene Ontology annotation, biological process: extracellular matrix organization. The record is from RefSeq and is a predicted model, not a curated record. The transcript is spliced from 13 exons. Lineage: Eukaryota; Metazoa; Chordata; Aves; Rheiformes; Rheidae.
GGGCAGGAGAGGCUUGGGCGAAGCUGCACACCGACCGGCUCCCCAGCUGCCACCGUGCCUGCCGCGGCCCCCCGCGGGCUGCUGACACCGGCGGGCGGUGUGGGAGGGUCCUCCCUCCUCCUCCCCAUCCUUUCCUCCCUCUUCCCCCGCGACUACGGAGACGCGGGUGGAGGGGAAAGAAAGCGACCCCCAGGGCGAGGCAGCAGCCGGCCCGAGGCGGAGGGAGGAGCGGCGCCCCGGGGGAGGCCGCGGGCGGCGAAAGUGCGCGGCGAGGUGCCGCGGAGCCCCCGGCGGAGCCUGCGCGGCGGGAGGGCCCCGGCGGCGGAGAGGCUGGGGGGCAUCGCCGAGCCCGGGCUGUGACUUUCCAGGAGCAAAGGAGGGACAAGGAGAAAGGGAGAAGCCACCGGCUAUCUUCUGUAUCCCGCGUCCCCAAACUUUAAGGGGUGGGGGAAAAAACAAACAAACAAACAAAAAACCCAAACCAAAAACCGGACCUAAGCUGGGACCUCCCAGCAGGAGCGACUGAAAAGGAGCCAGAGAAGGCGCUGGCGGGGGGAGCGCCGUCCCCUCCUCCGCGUCCAGGAGCCGCUCCGCGCCCGCCGCCGCCGCCGCCGCCGCCGCCGCCGCAGGAUGUGGGUGCCGCUGCUGCUGCUGCUCCCGGAGCUGCUCCCGGCCGUGCCAGCCCAGAAGCUCUCCGCCCUGACGUUUUUGAGAGUGGACCAAGACAAAGACAGAGAAUGCAGCCUGGACUGUGCAGGUUCCCCCCAGAAGUCUCUCUGUGCAUCUGAUGGAAGAACCUUUCUGUCCCGGUGUGAAUUUCAACGAGCAAAAUGCAAAGACCCUCAGCUGGAAAUUGCUUACCGGGGCAACUGCAAAGAUGUUUCCAGAUGUGUAGCUGAGAGGAAGUACACUCAGGAACAAGCUCGCAAGGAAUUUCAACAAGUGUUUAUCCCAGAAUGCAAUGAUGAUGGCACAUAUAGUCAGGUUCAGUGCCAUAGUUACACUGGAUACUGCUGGUGUGUCACACCUAAUGGUCGUCCUAUCAGUGGUACUGCUGUGGCCCACAAAACUCCUCGGUGCCCAGGUUCUGUAAGUGAGAAGUUGCCACAAAGAGAAGGUGCAGGAAAAACAGUCUCCUUGCAAAUCUUUUCCAUUCUGAAUUCAGAUGAUGCCUCAGCUCCCGCGCUGGAGACUCAACCUCAAGGUGAUGAAGAAGAUAUAGCUUCUCGCUAUCCUACAUUAUGGACUGAGCAAGUAAAGAGUAGACAAAACAAAACUAAUAAAAGCUCAGCAUCAUCAUGUGAUCAAGAACUUCAGUCAGCACUGGAGGAAGCUAAACAACCCCAGAAAGACAAUGUAUUCAUUCCAGAGUGUGCUCAGGGUGGCCUUUACAAACCUGUUCAGUGUCAUCCUUCAACAGGCUACUGUUGGUGUGUUCUUGUGGAUACAGGACGUCCCAUCCCUGGCACGUCUACAAGGUAUGAACAACCUAAGUGUGAUAAUAGUGCCAGAGCUCACCCAACCAAAACAAAGGAUUUGUAUAAAGGACGCCAGCUUCAAGGUUGUCCUGGAGCCAAGAAGAAUGAGUUCUUGACUAGUGUUUUGGAUGCAUUGUCCACAGAUAUGGUGCAUGCGGUUUCUGAUCCAUCAUUGUCUUCUAGCCGGGUUUCAGAGCCUGAUCCAAAUCACACUCUGGAGGAGAGAGUAGUCCACUGGUAUUUCAAACAACUUGAUAAAAAUUCCAGUGGUGACAUUGGCAAGAAAGAAAUCAAGCCAUUUAAGAGAUUCUUAAGAAAGAAAUCAAAACCCAAAAAAUGUGUGAAGAAGUUUGUGGAAUACUGUGAUGUGAACAAUGAUAAGUCCUUGUCAGUUCAAGAAUUAAUGGGCUGUCUGGGAGUAACAAAAGAAGAAGGUAAAGCAGAAACAAAGAAACGCCAUACAGCCCCUAAAACCAAUACGGAGAGCACUUCAUCCAACAGGCAGCAAGUUUCUAAGAAGCAAGGGUGAACAGCUUAUUGAUCCAAGGCAGAUCUCUGACGUGGGAGAUUUCCUCACCAAAAGGCAAUAAAAACAACUGUAGUAUUUGCACUUUGUACUUUAAAAUGUAAAUUCACUUUGUAGAAAUUAAAUAUUUAAAUAGACUUUUUUUAAUCUGUGAAAAUGUAAUGGCUAGUUUUGAAAAAUUGUCACAUACAAUGUAUGUGCCUUCUGUUGUCUGAAAUAUGUAAAACGUGUUGGGAGAUGUACAAGUUUGCAUUUAAACCUUUUUAAAAACUUGUUUAAAAACAUUAGCAUAGAAACCUGAUUCUAUGUAUUUUGGUUUCAGUAGUAUGCCUUGUUUUUAUGCCUUGUGUUUUUAACCAAUACUGUCAUUUAAAUAGAGUUAUGCUGAAAGGUCUACUGUAUUCUCAGUUUUGUCCAAGCAUUGUUGGAUAUUUCAGGCUUCCAGGACCAAGGGAAGUGUGUAAAUUGCUGUUGACUUGUUUUUUGUAAUUUCUAAGUGAACAGAUUUUUCACUGCUGGCAAUGCUUUGUUUCAUUUUGAUUUUAUUAUUAUGCUUUCCAAAGAUCAGGCAAUGAGAAUGCAACCACUAAUGGAUUCAUAACAGUUAUACUACAGUUAAGACUCUUGUAGAAAAAUAUAUUCUUUCAUCCAUUUUUGAGGUGCCUUCCAUUAUAAGUUUUGGUAGGAUUUUUUACCCUGCUUCUUUUUCUUUGAGUUAUUAAUGCAGCAAACCAAGGAGGAGUAAGAUGGAUUGUAAUGUCACUUCAGCCUGGCUCAAACUAAGCUUAACAGUGUGCUCCUACAGUCAUUGCAAAGCAAGAGAGGAAUCUGUGUGGGUCAGGAGUGUAAAUCUAACUAUAAAGAGACAGGGAAGGCUAAACAGAUUUGUCAGCUUUUUCUUCCCCCACACCUGGCUGCCUCCACCAACUCUUAGAGUUGCCUCGAGGUCCACUAACAGGUAAAGCUAUUGCUGAACAAAUUAUGAACAGUUGCCAUGAGGAGGGGCUACUCCCAUCGCCCUUACCUGAGGCAUUGUUCUUGCUUUCUGGAAGAAUUUCUCACAAGUUUUCAUACCUUCUUUGUCAUAUCCCCUGCAGCCCCACAACAUUUUUUUGUGUGUGUGCCUGAGGGAAAUGAGAACUUGCGGAUGUGAAUUCAGAGCAGAGAACCUAAGUUAAAGGGUUUAGCCCUCGAACAACCAUGAGUUACAAGCAGCUGGAUUGAUUGAUGCAGUGGUAGAUGGAUUGCUGGCAUCUAAAAACUGACAUGAAAAGGCAGGAAUGUUACAACAAGCAGUGAUUUCAUUCAGGUUUGCUUAAAUAAUAUGUGGGAUUGGACAUGUGACUAGCUAAUCAUAAUAACACCCAGGCUUGAGCUUGUACCUGUUAAAGCUUUAUUGCAAAAAAGAAUGUUUUAUUUCAGUUCUACAUAUGGAUAUAUGCUGAAGUGAUAGCAAACACUGUAUGCAAUGGAAUUGUAUCCCAGAAAGUGAGUACUCUAAGCUUUGACAGCAGGAGGAACCAAGAUGCAACUCUGUGUUGUCUCGUAUUUUUGUUUUAAAAUGUAUUUGAUAUUCUUUUAUAAUGCUAAGCUUUGAAUUUAAUCUUCUUUAUAGAUUAAAGUCCAGUAUACUAUCAAA